Aspergillus alliaceus is the source of this 615-nucleotide messenger RNA. RefSeq lists its product as uncharacterized. The record is from RefSeq and is a predicted model, not a curated record. The transcript is spliced from 3 exons. The coding region runs from base 1 to 615 and encodes 204 amino acids. Lineage: Eukaryota; Fungi; Ascomycota; Eurotiomycetes; Eurotiales; Aspergillaceae.
AUGGCUGGCGCUCCUGAAGUUGGCCCACCGUCAAGCCCCAGCUGCGGGACCUUGGAACUCUACUUUUCGGGUUCCCGACAAGGCGUUCGACUGCAACAUCUCGACUCCAGCGGAGUCGACUCCCACCGCGAGCAGUCCUUCGGGUAUCGGCUUGCCCUUGAACGGAAGGAAGCUUUGGCGUGGCACCUAGGGGCCAGCUUGGUGAAUGACUCAUUUGAAGAUGGGUUCAGGAAAGUCGACGUCCUGCAAGAUGUCGAACCUUCCAAGCUACAGUCAGAUGUGAUUAGUACCCGGCACUGUCUUGUGCGAGGGGUCACCGUUGGUUUGUCGGCUUCUGACUGCGACAUUAUCCGGUCUGGCUUGCUUCAAAGGCUUAUCGAGCCUUGGCCGCACCCCCAGGACCUACAGGCGGAGGUCGAGGCAGUGGAGGCCACGCUCCGACGCCUGUCAACGUGGAAACAAAAUGCACUGCAAGCCCCGAAGGAGGACGAGGCCCUCGCACGCGGCUUGCAGGAACGCCUCAUCUCAAUGCGCAAAGGCGCGGUGUCCCCACCAGAUAUUCGAACUUCUAAAGGUUUUAUAGAAUCUUUAGGCAGGAAUCUGAAAAAGACUUAG